AUUACUAGUUUAACAUGUGUGCAUCAAUGGUCGGUGUGUAGUUACUUGGCGCGAACCGCAAAGUUUCGUUUGUGUGAGUGAAAAUGGAAAUGGAUGGAUAAUUUCCCGUUUGGCACGUGAAUAGUUAUUUUUAUUUAUUUCCAACAAUAAACAGUUCAUCGCCAAACUGGGUGCCAAAACGGUCGAAAGGUUUCUGAGCCUUGCGGACAGUAAUUUCCUGGACGAUGUUAACGACGACUUAAAAUGUUAUUUAGCCGCAAGAAGAGUUGACAGUGUGCUGGUGUUUCCACCAGUUAGCAACUACAGAAGGUUCCUGAUCCAUCAGUGUGUGGAGCAGUCAGGCUUGCCGGAGCUCACCACCUUUUCUAUAGGUGUGAGCGACGAGAGACGCACUGUGGUUUGCUUCAGAGAGAGGCUAUUAAGUGAUGAGGCUUGCGCGAGACCAACCAUGGGGCUGACACAUGCCGACCAUGACGACCAUGCCAACAUUUCACAUACAGACGCGGUGGUGGGGGCCAGCAGGAGUCGCCGCGAACUCAGCGAAAAGAUCAGCAGAGCUGGUCCCGCGAAGCCGCGUCGUCCCGACCGCGCGGUCUACGUGCCCAGAGCUCUACGGCAGGCCGACAACGCAUCAUCGGACGAAAGUAAAACCGAGAACAACAAACGGACCAGCCAAAUUAACGAGAUACCAAAGUGCCCUAAGUCGCCAGCGCCGAGAGACAAGUCCGCUCACGGCACACCCAGGAAGUCCUUAGACAAAACCUUCUGCAACGUCUACGUGCCGCCGCACCUCAGGAAUCAGAGAUCUCCUCAAGCCGCUAACGACUCGCCAGACGUCCAGACGACGUCCUCCGACGCAAACGAAUCCGUGCCUUCAGGCUACCAAGUGCCAAAUAGUGAGAGUGCAAUAUCGUUUAGUGCCGAGAAUUUAGGUGACGUUGAAGUGAACGAGAGUUUUUAUAUAGGUGAUUAUUUCGCGAACGGACAGCUAGGGUUCUACAGCCCGAGCUAUUACGGCGAGUACGCGGACCCGAGCCGGGAAUACGGGUCGGACCGGACCCAGUGGCGGACCAAUGAGCUAGACGACAACAUGGCGAUGAACGAACAGAAUCAAAGCAAUAUUAUAGAUAAGGAUUAUAUAUACGAGAAAGAUGAAGAUUACGAGAAGGAAGAGCUUAAAAGAGCUUCGCAGGAGAUCAACAGGAGCAGCAAGAGGAUAAUAAAGCAGAGUUUCGAUUCUGACGUGCUCGUUAUAUCGGAUCCAGCUGACGAAACAGAAGAGAAGACAGACGUUUCGGUCGUGCCAGAGAAGGACGUGAAAGAGCCAGAAGCGAAGAAAACCAAACCAAAACUUGAGCCCAAAGUUUCUUUGAAGCGGGAAGAUAACGACUGGGACGCGGUUUUCGAUGACACGGGCGAGUGCCUUGACCCGUCUCUGUUGGAGGAGCUGACGACGACCGUAGGCAGGGUCCACAUCAGCAAAGCCAAGAACAACUACGAGCAGUACCAGACCAGGGGUCAGUCGUUGUUCAACGGUCCCUACGACGAGACGUUUGGUCACGUCGUCGAAGUGUACGACUUCCCUAGUGAAUUCAAAACGAACGAUUUGUUCUCGUUGUUCAGUGAAUAUAAGGACACCGGCUUCGAGAUUAAGUGGGUCGAUGACACGCACGCCCUGAUCGUCUUCAGCAGCGCCAAGAUCGCGUCAGAAGUUCUAGCGACGCAGCGGACGCUGGCUAAGUGUCGACCUCUUCACGCCGCCACUCUUGAAUCGAGGAACAAAGCUAAGAAAUGCGCCGAGUUCCUACAACCGUACAGGCAGCGGCCGGAGACGUGCACGGCGCUGGCGCGGCGCCUCGUGUCAACCGCGCUGGGUGUGCGGCUUAGCACCGCACGCCAGGAGCGGGCCGAGGAGACCAAGCUGCUCACCAGGGCUCGAGAGAAGAAGCGUCAAGCGGCGCUUCACAAGGAGGCCGCGUGGGAUGGCUCGCUGGCCAAUCGAUCGCUUGCUGACUCCUGAGAUUCACAAAAUGCAGUUGUUUCACAUGGACUAUAAUAACAAAAGGAGGUUGAUGGAGGAACUUCAUAUAUUUUAAAACGAGCUCUCAAAAUAGUUAAUUAUUUACAUAAUAUUUAAUAGAUAAUGUUAUAGAAUGUUAUACAUAGUGUAUUUUUAUAACGCGUAAAUCUUUUAUCGAUAACGUUCAAGAGGUUUUCACGUCCCUAAGACUUUUUAAUGUUAAGUUUUUAGUUUUUAAAUGUACGUACGUGUUUUUACUUUUUAGUGACGUUAUCAAUAUAUUAUUGUGAUUGACGAGUGCUUCCUGUUGAUAUAUCGAUAAUUUUACGGUCUACAAUCCAAAUCGUUUCUGAAGAACGUGAGUUUUAGUAAAUGAAUCGAUCGAGAUAUAGUUCGUCUUUUUCUUUUCUUUUUUACGUAUGGCAAUUGUCUGUCUUCUGUGACUCCAUUGUUGCCAGUGUCGAUUUUACAAAAAUCUGAAAACAUUAACUACAAUACCCACAUAUUGUUAUAUGAAAAAUUUUAUGAAGCGAAAUGAGGUGAGGUCGAUUAAUUAGAGAAUUUCAUCGAUUUAGAUAAAAUUAAUUGAAAUGAGAUUAGAUGAAAUAAAGUCUCAGUAAAAUUAUAGUUAUUUACUGAGACUAUUUCAGUAGAGUUUUUGUGAGCAUCCGAGAAGCUACAUAUGGCGGCUUUGUUUUUUUUUUUUAUAUAUUUGGGCACCAUCACAGAUUUUAAACAAUCGAUAAACCAUCGCCAUGCAAACCGCACCUAAAGAAACACAAAAAUAAAAUAAUUAGUAACUUCUGUGUUCGGGUUCUAAUAGGGUUCCAAAUAUUAUUAUCGAUCGUAUCGAUCAUCCUUGUGUAGCUUGUUAAGUAUAGUUCGGAAAAUGAGGGCUUAUAUGCUUCGUCGGCUGUCUCGCUUAUCAAGCUAUACUUGACGAACUAUAUGACGUUUCAAAGUGUCAAAACUUGAUUGUUUCAAUUGGCUUUUGGAACUACAUCAACAGCGAUCCUGUCAUCAAACAUUCUUAGCUACUCACUAAAUUCUUAGUUACAAUCUGUGACUUAGCUCGUUCACGAAGCCCGCUAUAGAAAACAGAGUAUUAUAUAGACUUGACAUUGGCAAAAUCUAAAAGGAAACGCCAUUAACCCAAGAGAUAGAUAGGUGGACUUUUGGAACGAAAGUAAAUUGUAUAAAAGUAAAUAUAUUGUGUAAAAUAAUAAGUUGCAGGACGCGUAUACGCAGACGAUAGGUAGGGGAGGGGGGUAAUAUAACGCAAAAAUUACCGCAUUCAGUUUUUAAAAGCCAAUAUUUACUACUACUACAAUACUAAUCGCUAUAUGAACAAGUGAGACAGCUCAAAAGAGACACUUUUUUUUUCGCUGUUUAUACUGUCUCAAAUAUAAUAUUUUUUGAAGUGAAACUUCUAAUGCGACUUCCAACGAGGUUGCGUUAAACGUUCAACGCUCCUGGGGAGGGGGAAUAGAAAGAGAUAGAGAGAGAGAGAGAGUGAAUGCGUUGCACUCGAACGCACGUGUGUAGUAGUACACUGUUACAGCGCGAGUGUUAGCAACGAGUAGCGGCCAAUAUUUUAAUGAAGUAUUUAAUUUAAAAUAUUUAUAAAUAUUGAAGAUGUCGCAUCUCUUAUACACAACAUUUCCUAUUACAAAAGCAAUCUGAUUUAAAGAUGAAAAAUGAAGAAAACCACUAAUACUGCACAUCGAAAAAGAAGUUUCACUUCAUUCACGUGCAUCAAGCUACACGCGCACCGUUUUUAUUUUAAUUUCCCUACGGAUUUUUUUUAUUUUUGCUUGUCGUAAAUUUGCUAUAUAUUUUGCGAUAUAUGCGAUAUAGUGUAACGCCGUGCACUGCAAACACAAAUUAUAUAUGAUUGCGUAUGACAGAUAGGUGACUUGCAAUUAUGAUUCCUAUUACUAUGUAGUUGGAUAGAGCUGAGAAAGUUUUAUCGACUUUUUUGUCUUGUACACCCAUGCGUAUUUCGUGCCUUUAAUGUCUAGUCUAAACGUAUUUUUAUGUGUUUUUUUAGGGCAAUGAAAACCUCGUGUACGUCGGUUUAGUUUAAUCUAAGGGAAAUAAAUAGUGAUGGGAAUAUGUAUCGAUAGAUUUUAAAUUACAGUACGGUCGUGUGCAUUCGUUCUUCUAAAUAACAUUAAUAAAUAUUUUUCGAUCUCGAUACUUGGUUCUUUGUAAUUCGUAUUCUCUCUUACAUAUUUCUUAUGCAGUGUUGUGUAUUAAGAGGGUUCCAUCGCAUUUUCCUUAGAUCCGACUGUGGAUUAGGUUCGGAGAUCAGUGAAGAUGUUAAUAUAAUUAUUAUCGUUAAGGAUUACGUAGUUUAAAUAAAAAGGCUAAUGUCAAACUUUUAAAUUACAAAAUAAAAUGUCCUCAUCGAAAAUCGAUAACGCCCAAUCGAUUAUUCGUACAAACAACAAUGAACUUUAAUAUGAGUGUAGUAAAGUUGAGUUAAAAAAAACUUUAGUGCUUCCAUUGCAUUGUUAAACGGAUUAAAGUUUGUUGUUGCAUGAAUUCCCUCAUGUUUUUCUUGAAAUAUUCUACAACCGUAAAUUGGUCACAAAACGAACUAUAGUUAAAUAUCAGUAGGGGGCGAUGAGUACUGCCGCGAUGACAUCAGAUAAUACAUUUACCGAUUCUAUGCGCGAGCAAUGAAAUUUAAAAAAAAUAUAAGUGACGCACGGGGUCAAUGACCUAUCGCGUCGCGUCGCCAACCAAACUGCAGUGUAGUGCGAAGCUUAGUGUCGGAAGAGACUAAUUAAAUAAAUAUUAAUUUAUAUUUAUAAUUUAGAUUUAUUGUACGGUAGGCAGCGGCUUGGCUCUGCCAAUGCCAGAUUGCUGAAGUUCAUGGGCGACGGUAACCACUCACCAUCAGGUGGGUCGUAUGCUCGCCUGCCUACAAGGGCAAUAAAAAAGAAUAGUAAAUGUUCUGCUCUUUGAUGUUCUUAUUGGCGUUAAUCUUUGGAAAAAAAAACCAUGACUAUUUUGAAAUAGUCACGGUUUUUUUUUUGAAAAAUUAUAUACUAAAAAACAGAUAAGAUAAUAGAACUCAAAUAUUUUGUCUGUGCUUAUUUAUAUAUAAAAGAUAUUCAGUUCUUUUAUUUUUGUGCUGAAAAUUAACCACAACUGCUAUAGUUUAGUUUCUCCGAAGCGAUGAUAGUAAUAUAAUAUUACAUUUGGUAAAAUCAAUAUUGUUUUUUGGUUUUUUAGUUUUGGCUUCAAGGCAGUCUUCGUCUACACUGUUUUUUUUUUUCAAAAUAAUUUAUACAAAUAGGUGUGUAGUUUUUUAAUCGAAUGGGAUCAAAACAAGUCAAUUACAUAGAAUUUUUCCCUUAAAAUCAGCCUCAUAGAUAACUAACGAGAAUCAAAUGCGUUUUGACAUGUUUGAUUUGAUUACUAAAAAAGCUCAGUUGAAAUAAUAAGUAUAGUAUAUUAUAUAGGUCUUAUAUAUUUAAUAUAGUAUAUUAUAUAUUUUCUGUCGGAAAACUAAAAUCAGAAAAACAUAUUAUAAUAAUCGAAUAUUUGAUAAUUAUCUAUACAUAUAAAUAAAAUUUGAGUGUCUGUUUGUAAUAUUGAAAUGACCGCUUUUUACUACAUGCAUAUGAAUAUAUAUACGGUAUACACACUAAAAUGUCUGUCUGUCUGUCUGUUUGUUCCGGCUAAACUCUGGAACGGCUGGACCGAUUUUUACAAGACUCACUGCUAGGUAGCUGAUGAUAUAAGGAGUAAAUUAGGCUACUUUUUUUAGACUAGCUUCGCCCCACGGCGUCUCCCGCGGUACGACAAUAACCGCGGGUAACAUCGCGGGACUCAGUUAUUAAUAAUAAAAUUUAAUGUUUCCGAAGCGAAGCGAGGGCGGGUCGCUAGUCUUCAAUAUAAAAAUAAGGAAAAAGCCAUUUCGGUUUGCAGUUUUGUUAAACUAGAGGAAAUAUGUGAAAUUUGAUUGAAAACAUAAGACUACAUAUUCCGCAAGUCGCCGUAGGAAAUGUAUGUUCACGUAUGUUCACGUGAGCUCACGGCUGGUUGCCAAAUAACUCACAAUGUUCACUGUAAACUAUAUCGUCAUAUUUGCGUUUCGGUCGUUUAUUUAGCGAACCUUUCCUAAGAGAAAUGUCAUUUAAUACUAAACAAGGAAGAGCUUGAUUUUGCAUUUUCAUAUGUGUUUUAAUAUUUCCUACAUAAUAUCUAUAUACUAUCGUUGUGUGAUUGAAAACACAAGAUCAGGUAUUGGCCUAAUUUAAUAAUUCACAAUCUGUCAGAAAAUCAAUAUGAAUAUUGACGCUGACACCAAUAGUAAUUUGUUAAAUAAACGCCCAGAAAUGUAUAUAAUCUUUAAGGUCCUUUAAACUUUCGAUCAAUACGUUCGCCUAUAUUUCCCAAGUCAUAAGGUUCAAAAUUGCGAAACUUAGAUGUUUAACCACUUGUAAGGCCGCUCUGGAGUUGGGCCCCAAUCGUGUUAAAAAAUAUAACGAAUUAGCGUAUUAUAUAAAUAAGUGAUGUAGUUUUUAUUUCAAUAUCGACUUCGCCAAUCACGAUUAUCGAUUCUAUUUGAAUAUCGAUAAUAUAGGGUUUAAGUUUAAAUGAAUUAUACUUAGACAUUUUAAACUGUGUGCAUUAUACCAUUUCGUUUUGAUUAGAAUUAAAAAUUUUUUUUUGCAAUUCUCUUGGAUUGCCACACGCUUGUAAAUUUGUAGGGUAAUUUCUAUGAUAUCGAUAAUAGUGAUUCGAAUCGAUAUAAUAUGUAUCGAUACUCGGUGACUGGAUUGUCUAAAAUCGAUUUAUGAUUUUUUUUUUGUUAAAAAAAUAUGUCGACAAUUUUUAGAUAAUUGUUACCGAUGUUUGCGACCAAAGAUCUGAUUUUGUGGUACCGAAAUGUUAAAAGUAAUAAUACGAAAUAUUCGCUAAAAAUCGUCACACAGAACUCUUUGCACUCGACAUAAUUUGAAUAUUAGUCUUUAUUAUGUAUUUUUCCUAUCCUAAUUUAAGAAAUACAAUUAAGAAUGUUUUGCGUGAUAUGUGAAAGAAUUUAAUCUGCAAACGACUAAGCAAUACAAGAAUAAAUAUAACAGCAUAAUAUCAAGCGAUUAUCGAUAAAAAUAAAAUCGAUUUUGUUGUUUCGAAUGACACAGUUAUAGAACUAUUGACCAUAUUAUAUGCAUGUUACGAUUUUAAGAUUAAUAUUUUUAAAUGUUGAACAAUACCGUCCAUAAUACGCAAUAAGUUUUCACAUAAUAAAUGUUUUGCACACACACACACAUAUUUACAAUUAUUUUAAUUUUUUAUCUCUUUACGCGGCAUGGGGUAACUUGUAGAAGUUCUAUAAGUAACAGAAAUCGACUUUAAUAAUUACUUCAGAGCCCCACGUAGGACACCGGUGACCUACAUAACAGUCAAAGGGUUAAGCUACAAUAAUUUUAUUUUCGUGGAUCAGCACACAAGGUAAAAGCCAUCGAGAUAAAUAAAUAGUAUUUUAAAUUUUGUAAAUGUGUUUUGUUUUUUUAAACCAAUGUGGCAUCGACAUUCAUUUUACUGCCAGAAGUUCCGUGUCUUUUCGGGAAAAUAAAAAAAUCUAACUUGUACACAAUAAUGGAAAUUAAAGAUAUUCUUAUCAACGAGUAAUUAAUGAACAAAUAGUGAUUAAAACUUUUCCCGGAAAAGUGCGAUGUAAAAAAUGGAAAUAUAUUUUGUGGAUACAGAUAUAUUAUAAAUAGUAUAAUAAUAUUAUCGUUCGAUUACCCGGAAGCUUCAUCGAAAACUGUACAAAAUUUAUCGAAUACAUUAUUUUUGUAAAGAAAACGAAAGUUGAAUAUGUAAAUGAAUAAAGUUUAUUCUCAUUGACUGA
Bombyx mori (domestic silkworm) is the source of this 7895-nucleotide messenger RNA. RefSeq names its product coiled-coil domain-containing protein R3HCC1L. The record is from RefSeq and is a predicted model, not a curated record. The transcript has 9 exons. Gene Ontology annotation, molecular function: mRNA binding; RNA 7-methylguanosine cap binding. Lineage: Eukaryota; Metazoa; Arthropoda; Insecta; Lepidoptera; Bombycidae. Bases 449 to 2020 code for a protein of 523 amino acids.